AUGCCGGCGAAGGGGAAGUACCUGUUGAAUGACCAAGAGUUGAAAAAUGAGGCGCUUUAUCGCAAAUUCUCCUGCAUCAGCCAGUAUCAGCCACUGGUGCUCCUGCUGGGCCUCUCCAUGUUGUCCUGUGGGAGCCUCCUCAUCAUCUUCUUUGCACUUGGACUGGUAAGUCUUUGCAUUCACCUGAAAAAGUCAUGAAAACCAAAGUCUUUCCCAAUCAUCACCUUGUUGUUACCAUAGGUCAGAGACUAAUACUGUGUGUAGAUGUGCACAGGUAAGUUUGUAAAAAGGCAAAAGUUGGUGCUACAAACAUUUGAAAUCAAAGACAGCUCUAUCGUACCAUGGCAUGUCAUUUAACUCCCUCAUUAUUCAGACCUUAGAGUACACACAGGGACAAAUUGCACAACAAGAUGAUGGCUAGUGAAAGGCUUGGCACUGAAAUUAGGUCUAGAUUUCCGACUGUUGCUGACAUUGUGCUCAUUUAUCAUAAUUAGAUCAAAAACAUGGUUAAAAGUGCUGUUUCCUGUUAGGUUAAACUUAUCAACCAGAUGGCCUCUCUUAUCACCAUACAAUUACAAACAGAGAACAUAGCUUCAGCUGUGUACUCCUGUCUUGAAACUAGGCAGGUCAGCACACUAUUCCUCAUUAAGAGUUUAAUACAGAGUGGUUCUGGUACAUUGUGCAAAGGGUAAGAACUAAGAGACAACAUUGGCUCCAGGCUCGCUGUAAAAAUCAAUCCUGAAAUUGUCUAGUCUAUGUUGUUUUUCUCUUGAAAGCUCAUUGAUAAAAUUAUGGCUGAUAAGCAAAUUAAAGACACUGUCAUAGUCAGAUUACCUCUGUAAUUACAAGCCAGUAUGCUUUAGAUAAGAAAAAACCUCUACAAUUACAGUAAUGUAAUAAAUGUAAUAGGAAAUUAGUUGUUGAUUGUAGCCCUCCAGUAAUGAAUUGAGGCUUGAGAUAUCAGAUAUCAGCCACAUUAAACACAUUACAUAACAAUCUUGAUGAUACUUCUUCUUCAUUUAAAUUACAGAUAAGGCACGACCAAGCAUGGGAUUUUACAGUCAAAGAUGAAGUUUGUGAAUACUUUAGGGUGUCUCCAACUAACAUCAGACCCAUUUUUGCAUUUCUGUACUGAGUUUUUCUUGUUACUUGUUAGCCAACAAAUCAAUAUGCCUUGUCUGCAGUGGACUGAUAUCUAUUGAUUUAUUGGUCUAGGUCUCCUGUGCAUGUGUAAUAGUUUGAUAAAAGUUAGCAGAAUCAGCAGAUUUUUAUGUCUACAGACCUUUCCACAGAAGACAUAUUUAGUUUUUACCCCAGGUGAAUCAGGGGAAAUCAGAGGAUGAGUGCCCUCUGUGUUGGCUUUGGUUGCGGAUUUGCUCCCGUAAACCAUUUACGUGAGACAUUAUACACAAAAUCAGGAUGCACAUUCCUGUAUUUCCUUUUUUGACAUGUCUGUCUGCUUUGACAAAGAUCUAGCUGUGAUCAAGCUUUACCAAAAAACAUUGAGAAUGACUGAAGAUAUUCAUAACCGUGAAUUUUAGCAUUUUUCUUGUAGCUUUAAUGGUAAAGGAAGGAUUUCUUGACUUGAAUAGACUAAAAGGACUAAAGGGGUUCAUUAUGACUGCAGCAACAGCAUGAUAUUUUAAAAAGUACAUUUCAACAGGUGGUCAGUUUAAACCCCUUGGCUGGCAUGGAAAAUGUAACAAUGAAAAUCUCCCACAUCUUCUUCAAAGCUACUUAAAUAAAGCACUUAAUUUACGAGUAGUUCUCUUUCACUACCAGUGCAGCUACCCGGAAGCAUGAAGGAGGGAGUGAUUGUGUAACAGUUUGCAUGUGAAGGAGGACAUCUCUCUGAUAUCGACAUGAAAAUAGGAAAUACGUUUUCAAUUUGUUCUCCCUAGAGAAGAGAAGUUGAGGAGGCAGCUCAGAAAUACUGCUUUUAAAGAACACAAGGCACAUGUUUGCAAACGAGACUUUGAAUAUCCUACAAGGGAACUCUCAUUUUUUCUGUGUAGAGAGUCACAGAGUAGUUGCCCUGCAGAAGGUGGUGCUUCAGUUUUGCUUGAGAAUUAGUCAACAUAGGAUGAGGUUAGAAUCAAACAGUCUCUCUGCUGCAUUGGCAACCCAAACCUGCUGAAGUAAAGUAGGUUGAAGACUGGAUGAGUGAAACAGUUUGACUGACCAAGUGUGUCAAAGAGAGUGCUCUGACUUUGACAGGAAAAGGCAGACAUUCAUUGACCUUGGCUGAUCAGAGACAUGCUGUUGAUUUUGGCAUGGUGGCAGAUAGCAGGGUUACCAAUCAGUUCAUACAGUAAGUUCACAGCCUCUGUCAUCAUCACAGAUUAAUUUACUUUCCCUUGUCAGAGAAACAGUCUUAGCCUUCCUUCUAUUGUGUUUGCUGAGCUCCUGGAAUAACCCCCCCCCCCCUCCCAUCAUUGUAUGCUUAGAUCUUUCACUCUCGACAAACCUCAGUUAAGUGGCUUUAUCUCUCUUUUAUGUACAAGUCUGUGUAUAUUUAACCCCUUGCUCAUAUGAACAAACACAAACAAUUUCUCUUGUAUUGAAAUAUUUCCCCAUGGUGUUUUUAAUGCAACAUUCACCUCUUCACUUGUGCCUCCAUCCAUUCUUGGAUCAUGUAUCAUCCCCCCCACUCCCUCGUGUCCUCUUUCUUCUCAGCCUUUUUUCCACUAACACAGUUGCUAGGAGUACAGGAGAGUCAGGAUAAAAUGCUGGGUUGGAGCUUGUAUAACAGAGUUGUUAAAUGUACAGGAGGGGCCGGGUGCCUGUCAGGGGGUGGUUACCAGUGUCAAAAAGUCACUGUCAACUUAUAUAACUACUCUCCAUUCCACAUCAGAUGAAGAGCCGUGCUGAGAGGAAAACAGACUGAGCCCAUUUUCCAAGUGCCACUCGUGGCCAUGGCGUCAGCCUCUGAUUGGAUGGAGAGGUGAUAUUAAGCAGCCUGUUGCCUGGGCUCUUAAGAUUUGAUUUAACUACAAUGGGUCAUUGUGCUCCUGAGGUCUGUUAGAGGAAUUUGUUUUACAAUUUAUAUAAGAUGUUACUAUUUUCCCAACAUGCCUCUUUUAUUUACAUAGAAAGGACAACAGGACUAUAAGUGUAAAAGAAUAAUGGACUUGGAGUACACAGCAUGACUGUAGCAUUAUAGUUCAUCUAUUUUGUCAAGGCUUUCAGUCAGAAUCAGACACAAACACAGAUAGUACAUGGUGUAUAGUAAAGAUGAUUCAUUGUGAAUUUGGAAUAAUAUGCAAACACUACAGAAAAGUCUUUUUUGUUUCACUCGAUUUCUUCAGUCCUCGGUUUGCCACAUGUUGAAGAAUACAGCAGUAUCUUGCUCACAUGGUCCUUAGCUCCUAUUCAUAUAAAAUAAUUGUUCUUUUUCCGCCUACAAAAAUCUUUUGUCAAGACUCACUGCAACAUAGGGAGUAGAAAGUGCUUCAGUUGAGAUCUGGCCUUUUCCAACGCUGCCAUGGUAACCAGAAAGCUCACCAUACAAUGCAGAGAUGGCCUUCUCUGAGCAGAGCUCUAUUAACGCUGACUUUGUGCAUCUGUCUCAAUCGUGAGCGCUCUUUUAACCCCGUCUUUUUUCUUGUGCUUUACCUCAAACACCUACUCUUUUCACUCCCACACACCUAAGACAGCCACCAAUGCAUUUGUGCAGUUUACCUCCAUGCAUGAAUUACCAUGAACAGAAAAGAAAACAAAACACAUACACAGAUGUACAGGCCAACACCCCCAGCCAAACACAUUUGCACACUGUCUUCCAGUAAGAUGCUUGCCUCUCACUGUACAGUAACUCAAUCAGGAAGAUGGUGGCCUGGAGCAAACAGGACAUGGUGCUCAGACAAUUGUGAGGAAACUAAACAUGCAGAGGCUUUACUGAUCCGGAUGAAUAUCAUUUUUUAUCAGGAGCUUCUUUCUCUGUUUAAACCUCAGGUCUGGCUGUAGUAAACAUACUCAUAAGAAACACAUGCAAUAACUACAUGUAGUUAAAAACAAAUAACAUACCUUAAAGGGUUUAAGUCAUUCGACUCUUAGUUGACUCACUGAUAAACUUGCCAUACAUAGAAAUACACAUCUAGACAGUACACAAGUGUGUUGAAGCAAGCAGUAUUUCUUUUCUGUUGUACUCAUGAAAGUGCUCAUCUGUUCACCUCUAACAAGAGGCUGUAGCUUGUAGUACAAGUCUAGCACAAAUAACUACAUCAUAUUACUUUCAGACAUUUUGUAAUACAUUUUUUAUUCAGUGUGUGACCACUGUGCCAGGCUUAAGGCACCAACUGCAUAGUCUACACAACUAACUCUUGAAAAAGUGUUUUAUAUUUCAUUACAUGUCAUUGCGCGAACUGUAUUUGCAGCAAAUAUAUGUAACCUCUCAGGAGGAACCAUCAUCCGUAUUAACCGUAAGAAACCAAAGACUGUAAGACUGCAUCAAACACGUGUGUUUAUUUUUCUCCCUCUCCCUUGCUGCUGGAGCAGAGUGCAGAGAAACACAGUGCCUUUGUGAGCGUGGUGAGCGGCAGCCUGUGUGUGUUCCUGGCUGUGUUUGUGCUGGUGUGCACAGAGAUGCUCUCACAGCGAUGGAGGCGUCUGCUGGGCCUGAUUAUUUGGGCCACACACCUCACCAUGGCUUAUACCUUUAUCUUCAGCGGACCAAUAAUCCUGCCUUGGGACCAGGUAACCUCAACUUUUCCGAUAUAACAAGAAAAGUUGCUUGCAUGAAGGAGGUCAAAAAUCUGUGAAGUAAAAAAAAAACAUUUUUUUUUUUUGAUGGUAGAUCUCAAUUUAAGGUCUUGAAUAUUUUUCAUUUCAAAUAAUUUAAUGUAUAGUGACCAUUGAAUUUGUUAAUGCAAUACUCUUAUGUGUAAGUAGUAAGUGACUAUGUUUGCUGUAAUUAGCCUGUUGUACAUCUUAUACAUAUAAAAUGUUCACUUUUGUCUCACUUCUGAGGCACCAGACUUCUUUGAAUGAGCCAGUUAAUGGGGAAUUGAACAGAACUCAACUGAAUCAUGGCUCAGCAUCUUUUUGAAAAUACUUGAACCUUUGUUUUCCAGGUGCCUUUCUUCCUCUUCAUCAUCUUUAGUGUGUACACUAUGCUGCCAUUCCAGUUGUGGUACGCUGUAGUCCUGAGCGUCAUCACCUCACUGUCCCACAUGUUGGUCCUCACACUGCGCCUCACCAUUUACAAUGAUGUGACCAGUCCCUACCUUGCCAACCAGGUAAAACCAGUUGUAUGGUAAUAUGGGAAUGUGUUGUGAAAAUACCCCUGCAAUGCUUGUGAAUCAGUCUGUGGCUCUGGGUUGAUAUCUCAAAAGCCAAUAUGAGUUACUUUAUGGGCAAUUCUUGUCUUUUUGAAGCUACAGAUGUUUUAUGUGUAAACAUUAAUCUGCUGUUAAUAUUUAUGUCAAAUAUUUUAUUAAAAAAAUUAUCUCUGGAUUGAAUCAUAAGUAUAAAUAAAAAAUUAUUAUGAAUCAUAAAAAUGUAUUGCAAAAAUUGGGAAAGUGAUAUGAUGUAGUCCAUGUGCUAGACUUGCCUUACAAGAUAGACCAUUAGUUUAGAUGAACACUUCCACAAGUACAAGGGGGAAAAAAAAGUUAGUAAUCACUUUAACGACAAGUUUAUCAAUGAGUCUAUACCAUUGUCAAUAGAACUAAUAACAAAAAUUUCAUGUUAACGUAUACCUGUGUUUGCAUUUAUGCUUUAACAUCUGCUGCUCCGUCUGUGUCUGCAGCUGCUGUCCAAUGCAGUGGUGUUUCUGUGCGGCAGUGUGGUGGGAGCCUUCCACAAAGUCCUGAUGGAGAAAACCCUGAGACAGACUUUUCAAGACACACUGAGAUGCCUGAGCAUGCGAAUGAAGCUGGAGAUUGAAAAGAGACAACAGGUCGGUGUUCUUCAUUGUCUUUGAACAUAUAUUUAAAAACAUAUAUUUAAAAACAUACAAACAAAUGAAAACGCUAUUCAAUCUUAAAGUCUGUUAAAGUUUUCAAAGGCUUAGUACGUUACAUAGUUAUGUUCAAUUAUGAUUCAUUUUUUAGUAAAUUUCUGUUAAAACACAAACUACCACAACAGCCAAGUAGAGAUCAAUAUUAUUGUUCACAUGCAUGAUCAUGAAAUGCUAAAAAAGAUACAUUUACAUAACACGAUUGAUGUAAUUAUGAUGUAAGUCAUACGAAUCAAACAAAUCAUGAAUAGGAAAGAGCAUAACUAUUAAUAAUACUUUUGGAUUAUGAAGUGGGCCCCUCCUGUAAUACAGCUUUGGUUGAAGGAAGCCCAUAUACUCUGAACACAGACUUUUAUUGAGCAAUCUUACAUUUUAUAUUUUGAUUAUGAAAGAUCUGAUAACUUCUCCAUCAGUUAGAAUUGAUGGCCUACCACUGUGUCAUAAGAAUGAUAAAGCUCACUGUAAAUUUUAAACUAAAUGUGACACAUCUUCCUCACUGAAUGGGAGAGACAGUGAACACAAAUAAUGAAGUUAGCUCUUUGCUAACUGUUCUUGCCAUGCUCUUAAUAAUUUUAUUCCCUCCCUGAGCUUUGCCUUUGGCGGACCUCUUGUUGACUCUCCCAUGGAUGUUUUCAUUGGGACUAACAAAUCCUUUUCAAAUUAGAUUUUUCUGUGAUACCUUUUAAAUUAAACGCAUCUGUGCUCACUUGCUUUGACUACAGAGACAUUUUAAAACUAAUGUUCCCCUUUUGUCAUUUGUUAUGACUGUUACUUGGGACGGGUCAUAAAAUGUGCUGACAGGGAAGCUCUUGUGUUGCUUGGCAGAACACAAGGGAAGGAAUGAUAUUCUUAUUAAAAUAUAAACUUUCAGUUGUAUCUGAAUUAGGUCUGAAAUGAGGGAGACUUUAAUACAAAGUUUGCCAAUAAGAACAGUGGAGGACGUAAAAACACAGGGAAAAAAAAGCGAUAGAAAUUCUCCAAAUGGGGAACCAGUGAAGAACUUACAAUGUGUUCCUGCAUUAGUUUUAACAGGAGUAUGUUCCCAUUAAAAUGUGUCUUGGCAGGGUGUGAAGAUAACAAAAAUGACUUUUGAAUGGCACUAACACUCCACUCUUAAAUCAAGGCUAACGUAUUUUUACACACACAGGUAAUAACAAUAAUAAGAGACCAAAUGUAUUUUCAUUUGAUCAAAAUACAUACACACACACACACACACACACACACACACACACACACACACACACACACACACAGCAACACAAAAUGUUGUGUCGCAUAUGCAGUUUUCUACUCUCAACUCAUUUAGUGAGAAGGUUUUAUGUUAUAUGAAAGUGUCAUUUGAACCCUGUAAGGGGUCAGUCAGAGUGCAUGUGGGCAGGUCUCGUUGCACCACAAAAGAGUCAGCACUCUCUCACCCUCACACACACACACACACACACACACACACACACACACACACACACACACACACACACACGCUUGUUCACAAAGUCUGGAUAGACAACACAGAUACAUUUCUCAUUCAGGUGUCAUUAUUUUAUAUUUAGAAAAUUUAUUUAAGAUAUUCAUUUCUAUUUUGUCUUCAUUUUAGUUAUUUUUACCAAAAAGCAAUGAAAAAGUAAAAGGCUGCAUUGUUUGAGUGAAAACAAAUUCACUUUUUUAUCAUAACAAUACAAAUUAAAUAAGGGAGUGAUGUCAGGAUUGUGAGUCCUUGAGAUUUCUGUACAACCUGGAGGGCAGCCAAAAACACUCCAGGGAAAUAAAAGGCUUGUGACAGCUUUUGCAGCCAAGAGCCUGAUGGAAAAUUAUGACAUGUUAAACCACAAGAUCCUGUGGGCUGAUUAAAGGUCCUCUGAACGAUUGCAAAGUGUGCCAAUAAUCAGCACAAGUCUGUGACCAUAUCAAGCAUUCUGCAUGCCACAAAAUGAGGUGGUUGUGGCAUCACACCAAAAUGAAAGGUAUUAUGAGCUCUAUUAACGUUUAAAUAAAGACAGAGGAUAAAUAAAAAGAGAAGGUGUCUUGAGGAGUUUCUUCUGAGAUAUUUGAUCACAGAGACAUCUCUAUCCUGACAGGACUAUAACCUACAGUACAUCACCAGGUGAAGAUGGUAAAUGCUUGAAAAAGAAUGUGAUGUACUUUGUCAGCCCAGCUAAAAGCGAAACUAAAUCUGCUAGAAAUUAAACAGAGCACACAUUCAGUCCUCAUUUCACUUGACCAGUCUCGAGCAAUAUAUUGAUGGAUAAUCCCUAUCGUUUGGUAUAUUUAUGUACUAGAAGGUCAGAAGGUAGCUCCUGUGUAAAGAUGAAGAUUUAGUUGUGGGUAUAUGGGUAUAAAAGCAUGUGCUGAGUUAUGUGUUUGUCUAUAAUCACAGUUUUCAGAGUAGAAAAAGUAAUGCUGGUAUUAUUGAACAAAAUGACACCAACUAUGCCGAUGAAUUGAAGACAAACGCAGGUUUUCAAUCAUGUGCUGUCGUCACAAUCAGCAAAUGCAGUGGUUGGAACAGAAAGGUUUAUAUUUAUUUAUCCUCCCAUCAUCACUUGUGCUUUCUUUUCACUUUCUCUGCAAAAUAAAACUGAGAGUGUAGUAAGCAGUUGUUUGUAAGGACAAGAAUCCUCUCAUCAAUGUCAUAAAAGUGCUCUCCUCUAUCAAGUGGAAAAAAAAACACUGACCUUGUGGCACCUCUGUGCACACACUCUUACUCACAAACACACGUUGUUUUUGUCUCAUACCUUCAGUUAUCAUUAUUUGCUCCCGUAUGCAUUCAUCUCUUUAAACAUCCACUUGUGAAUUCUUCUCUGCGUUCACUGUGUUAUGUAAAAACCUAUUUUCGUAAUAGACCUUGACUCAGCCAAUGUGGUGAGAUGAUCUUACCUGACACCCCUCUGUGAAGAUAAAAAGGGAUUUAUUAUUUCCUGAGAAGUUGCCUCUUCAGAUCUUUGCCUGAAUCAAGCCAUUGAACAGGCCUUUGGCUCUUCCUGCAACCAGACCCUCAUUACUUAAUGCAUUUCCAUCCUGGCUCAGUCUGUAAUAUUCUUCCUCAUUAUGUAAUAUUUCCGACUGCUGGCCAUGAGGGUAGCAAGUCGGCUUUAUUGAUACCACCACACUUUCAAAACCCUUUUCAACAUUUUGGGUCCUUUUUUUGUCAAUUCCUUUUUGAAAAACGUAAAAUGUGUGGGGACAGAACUGCCAGAACAGCUGUGCAGUCAAAGAGAGGCAAAGAAGAAAUACAGAGAAAUUUUAGCACUUUAAAUAUUGAGAUAAAAGAUAUUAGACAGAAAGAGAACUGAAAAGUGCUUUAUUCAACUCAGCAGUGGAAGAGUUCAUAGUUAACAUUUAAUUAGGGAGUCUGGAGAUCCUAAAUUCGUGUGAUUGUAAUCAUGUGGGUAAUGGUUGUUUUUGCAGGAGAACCUGCUGCAGUCCGUGCUGCCGGUCUACAUCUCCAUGAAGAUGAAACUGGCAAUCAUGGAGCGUCUGCAGGACUGUAAGGACAAAGAGGAGCAACAAAGAUUGGUCAAAGAUAACAACUUUCACAGUCUUUAUGUCAAGAGGCACGAGAAUGUCAGGUACAAGCUUAAACCUUCUAUAAAGACAACGAGAGCCGGAAAUUUUCUUCAUGCAGCAUUGUUAGAAAUGGUUAAUCCAUCCUGUAGGCGUACAUUUACUGGUCAUGCAAUUAUGAGAAAUGUUCGAUUUAAUUCCUUUGGAGGACAUUUCAAAAUCUUUCCACAUCCUCGAGAUAUUUUGUAAUUGAUUUUUGAAGCAUGAACCUGACAUCUUUAAGGUCAGAAACUGGGUUUGGCAUCUAACCAUCUUCGUACAAAACAAAAUUUUGAGCAUGGUAUUAUAUUUCUCGAAAUUCUAAAAGCCAAUCCAUCUUUUUGAGAAACAGUGUUUUACUUUGAUAUUGCAAAGCUUAAAAUAUCAUCUCUUUUCUGGGAACGUCACUUAAAAUCAUGGGAUGAAAACAAAAAGUUGUAUACUUAAAGCAGAUUUUCCUGAUUGCUUCUUGAAAUGAUGGAGAUUAUUGUGGUAUGACUCUUUGUUCACAGAGCAGUGACCUAGUUACAGCUCUUUGUUUUGCGAUGGUUUCAUUAACUUGGCCUGUGCUGAUAGUUGUGGGGUUAUGGGGUCAGCUUAAACUGAACUCUGGCUCAGAUGGCUCAACCACUCUUGUCUUUGGGGUCAAGAUUUAGUCUCUUCAGUACGUCAUUUAGCAAAUCCCAUUCCAGAGUUUCUUCCUGGGAAAAGAGUUGAAAAAAGAGUUGUGGCUUUUUAGUUCGACAUUUUCUGUGAACUAGGACCGUCAUAAGAUUGAAACUGAAAUAGCCACAGUAAAUACAAGCACAUAAAGUAAAUGAUGGAUGGUAAAGUAACUCCAGUCUGGUGCUCAUGAAGAUGUCUAGUUGUUUGAAAUGUUAUAAUUAAAAAACUCUUUUUUUUGAUGAAGAGGUCAGUGUGCAGACAAAAGUCAUGUUCAGUCAGGCCCACAGUGAGAUGGUGUUGAAUGAUAGGCUGCUUCUCUGACCUGCCCCUAUAAUUAGUCCAGGCAGACCAGUCAUUAGCUCUGUAUACUGUCUCAUGAAGCACCUGGCAGCCUUCAGUCAGGCAGGUGGGGUACUGAGGUCCUUGUCUGCGAGUCAGCAGAUGGGCAGCUUCAGUAAUGCCGGGAUCACUUGUAUCCAGACUGUAGUUGUGCACCGUGAAUAACUGUAUCCUGCACAAACACAUCAGUGGAUAUUUUGUGUAUCUACAACAAAUAGAUAUGACCCUUGCAUCUUUGUGGUUCCAGUCAAAUCAUAGAGAAAACAAAGUGUCAGUAGAACAUUGAUGUCCAGCUAAAAGUCAAACUGAAUUUAAUCCUCCGUGCUGUUAUUUAUGUUCACAGCAUUCAUCACACUGUUUCACAAUGUUUGGCAUGCUAUUCUGUAGCUCACUGACAUGAACAUGGUGUUCACUGAGACUUUCAUAUCAACGCUUCGAGUUUCAGUUCCCACUGUGGUCAGCCAUGCUCAGAUGGGAGGGCAGGUCAGGUGCUCAGUGUGGGUUGGGCCGUUGCCAAACGUCCAGCUGUUCUUCCUUGUGUUUUUAGGGUCCUUCACAGGUCAAAUGAGAAAGAAAUAAGCGUUUCUCUGUGGUCCACUUACCAGCAGCUUUAACAGUGACAAAGCUAUGAUUCAGCACAAAACCAGACAGGCCUUUAAUUUUUUCACUCAUCUGGUCUACUGGAGUGAAAGGUUGAGUUUUUUGCUUCAACUCCUCUGUCCCAUUCUAGUAUAAUAGGUCUUAAUGGACAGACAAAAUCGACUGUGUAGAGAAAAUUGGGCUGAAAUCUGGAAGGCACAGCGCUUUAUGGCUCCAAGUACACGACCAGAUCACAAUUAUGUCCAACCCACACUGAAGGGAAACAAUUUAUUCCUCUCUAGUGACUGUUUAUUGUCCAAAGAUGCCCCCGUUGUCUUAUUUGUCUGCUAGCUAAUGACAGAGAUGAGUCUUUAAAUCUGUGAACUGGAAUUUACUACCAACAGCAUAAAAAAAAGACCCAGAGUUUUAAGUCUUUGAAAGCAUGAGAACAGAAAAGUUUUUGAGAGAGAAAGUAAAAGUGGAAGACAAGCAGUAGGUCAGGGUGCAGCAGCAGGGAGUCUGAGGAAGGAUGUGAGAUUCAGAAACUCAGUCAUUUGACCUGAAAAACUGUCAAGCUUUGGGCCUCUCUAUCUCUACUUUUCACUCAAACCUGACUCAUUUUUAAUAGGUGAGCUUAACAUACACAAGUUACAUUUCUUACAAGUUUUCCUUUCUACGUAUGCAGCUAUAAAUACUAUUUUAGUAUCUAGAAGUUUAUUUUUAAAGAGGUUGGUGCUGGUUAUGACGACAGGCAGCAGCAGUUGAGUGUGCAAACAGUGUGACGUGUGUGUUUAUUUUAAAGGAUUACAGAAUAAACUUAAGUUAAAAUACGAAUAAUCUGAUUUUUCAAAAGCUCACAUUUAUGAUAUUCUUCAGUCUAUUUCAGUUUGUGUAAGUGCUUUUCUCUCACUGUAGUUGCCCUGUUUUCUUUCAGUAUUCUCUACGCUGAUAUUGUGGGUUUUACGCGAUUGGCCAGCGACUGUUCCCCCAAAGAGCUUGUCAUUAUGCUUAAUGAGUUAUUUGGGAAGUUUGACCAAAUUGCCAAGGUGAGUAAUCCUUUAAAAUGUUUUGUACACAUCAGAGACAGUUCAACUUGCAGUUGACAGCUGAUUAUUGCAGUAAUUAUGUAAAGAAUAGAGUAAAGAGAUAGUGACCGGAGGAUUUCUGCUAAACCUCAGACUAGAUGGAAAAAAUCUGAUGGACAGCUGAACACAGGAUCACUCUCCUCUUAUUCACCCACAACCAAGGCACUGAAACCUCAACAGCUAAAGCUCUGUGGUUGAAGACAUGUUGGCAUGUGAACAGUCAUAUCUCAGUGCUUAUCAGAAACUUUAUUUGUUUGUAUCCUCUCUUCUCUUUGUAGGAGAACGAAUGCAUGAGAAUCAAGAUCCUUGGAGACUGUUACUACUGUGUGUCAGGGCUGCCUGUCUCUCUGCCUAAACACGCCAAGAACUGUGUUAAAAUGGGUCUGGACAUGUGUGAAGCCAUCAAGUGAGUCCAUGCCAGCCAUCAUCCUCGGCCCUGACAGAAACAUGCAGUAUUUUGUUUCUCAGUUUAGCUCUUAAAGCACUGCUGAAAGCAAGCAGGGGAAACAAGAAUUUGUGGUUCAGUUGUUCUAGUUUUGUAAAUAUGUGGGGGAAAAAAAGUUGAAAAAAAUGCCCUGAACUGUAUAUGGCGUAAAUGACAUGCCAGCUUUGAAAACCUGUUAAAAGAAAGUCUAGAUCAUAGUUUUCAACCAGGAAUGGAGGAUAAGACUUUAGUAUAACACUGAGGAAAUAAGUCACAUUCAUAUUUUUAUUAAAACUGAGAAUCACUAAAACCUCAACCCAGUCACAGCUUAAUGCAUUGGUUCAAUUCAAAAUGGCAAAUCUGUAUGUUUAUUGACGCAGAGAACUAAAAAUAGAUUUAUGAAAACAAUAAUAGACUGUAUGGCCGUCUUGUCACCAGUCUGCCAGUGUAGUCACUGAGUCUACAUUUUGACAUUAUGGAUGCAAUUGUAACACUCCCUCAGGCAGGUACGAGAUGCUACAGGAGUCGAUAUCAACAUGAGAGUGGGUGUCCAUUCAGGAAAUGUGCUCUGCGGUGUGAUUGGCCUUCGCAAGUGGCAGUUUGAUGUGUGGUCACAUGAUGUCACGCUGGCCAAUCACAUGGAGUCAGGAGGCCUUCCAGGGUGAGUUAUUGGAAUUGGUUUUGUUUAAUUUGUGUCUAAAAAUCUCAUUUCAUGUCGAUUUAUUUCCACUGUGAGGGUAAAAAAUUAAAACUGCUCAUUAUAUCCUGCACUUUGAGGAGACUGGUCUCCAUUGUUAUUGUAUUAUUGGUUUUCUUGAGUAUCAGAAAUCACAGUUUAUCAGAGUCAUUGAAAUGAUGUAUUAUUUAUAAUGUUAAGCUCCAAAGUUGAAAAAUGACUUCUUUUUCCAUCUCAUACACUGCUUGGGUUUCCAUUUAUCAUGUUUUUACUGGGGAUUGUUGCAUAGUUUAGUUUGCACAAGUUGAUUUAACACAAAGUUGUAAUGAUUGUUAAUUUGCAGUAUGCCAUGCUUAUUAUAAUAAAAAUGUUACUGUGCAGUUUUAAACUCUAUAAAGUUAGAAAAAUCACAAAAAUAACUUCAUGCCAUGUGUCUUAUCACCUUUCCCCUCUUUUUGCUUCAUUGUUAGGCGUGUUCACAUCACAGAAGCGACGCUCAAACAUCUCAACAAUGCCUAUGAUGUGGAAGAAGGCAACGGUCACUGCAGGGAUCCCUAUUUAAAAGAGCUCAAUGUCCAAACCUAUCUUGUCGUUGAUCCCAGGGUAACUCCUUAAUAUAUUUGUACUGAAAACAAACAUUGUCAUGAAAAGUCAGAAAAGUUACUAUAAUUAGCAAGAUGGCGAUGCAAUGUAUGUAAAAUAAAAAAAGAUCCUUUUAUAUGUUACAUUAAAUUCUGUUGAAAUAGGUUAAGUAAAUAUAACGCAUCAUCUUUUUAUGUUGUUGUCCAAGAAUUAAAAUUACAGUUGCCAUUUUAUAAUUUGGAAGUAUUGGUGUGAUUUGGCAACUUUUGAUUUUGUUUGUUUCUCAAGUCCAAGGACCCAUCGUUAAAUAGUCGCAGCACAGCCAAACCUCGGGUGAAUGAUGGUCUCAAGAUGCGGGCAUCUGUCAGAAUGACCCGUUACCUGGAAUCCUGGGGGGCUGUCAAACCUUUUGCUCAUCUUCAGAACCGAGAGGGCUUCACUCCGGACAGCAUUGUCAAUGGAAAACCACGCUGGAAGGUUGUUAUUUUCAUUUGUUGUAAAGGUAGCAAUCACUUAUAGCUGGAGUCCAUUAUAAAGCAAAGUGAACAGAUUUGGAGUCAGAUCUAGCCAUAGUGGUUACUUCAGAAGUAACGGUGUAAAAGGACUGCAGACUGUUGUGAAAGCUGUCUUUUAACUGCGUGGACACAAUGCUGCACUUUACCUUUAAGAUGCACAACCAAGACAAGUAAAAGCCAAAGAGUGACUUAUAGUAGAUAAUUUGUGGGAUCUUGAAGUAUUUUGAUUUUGACCCUCAGCUUUCUAAUGGUAUGAACCGUGUCCUUUUUUGUUCCAGGACAUCCCUUUACGUCCAACUCCUGGCACAAAGAUCACUGAGAGGUAUGAGCAACCUUAAGAGCUAAAGCUAGGAAAUUAAGGCACAUGUACAGUAUUUAGUCACCAUUCUGAUUUAAAACUCAGAGUGGGUUUGCUUGAGCGUGUACACAUCCUGGAAGUCAGCCAGAGUAACAACACAUAAUUUCAUAGGAUCUUGAUGUCCUGCAAGAAAGAAAAAGUGUUUUCCUAAUUUCCUCAUUUAUUCAUGUAAUAAAACAGGGAUUUACUCUGUUAUGUUGUAUUUGCAAUAAUUGUAACACAACACACAUAUUAAAGUUUAAAUCAUCCACAGCCAUCACAUUAUGCCCAACUGUACACACUUAAACUUAAUAAUGUUAAUUUUUUUAUGUAAGCUAAGAUUUCGGCUGCCCCCAGGUAUGAUGAUAAUGAUUUGCAUCUGAAUGUAUCAGAGGGUCAGUAUUACACACAGUUAAGAUGAACCGACUGGAGGAGGACAGGAAUACUGAAACUGUUCUUAAAGCUUGAACAAUAAGGUGUUGAAGGAAACUUGAGCGUUAGUUUUAACCUGCAGAUAAAUUACUUGCCAAUAAGGUUUCAUCACUGAUAGAGCUUCUGGUUUUUGCCUAAAACAUAUAUUUGGUUGGUAUUAUUGGAUACUGGUGAGUACACCAAUUAAUAUACCUUUAUGAUAGCAUAUUUAUCAGCCCUUAACAUGAACAACUGCUUUCUGGUAAAUGAUCAUGCUACAAUCACAAGCAUUUAUACUCAGGAGCUACAUCACAUACAGGAUAAGACAAAGUCAGAAAAGUAUGGGUAAUCACUAUUUAUUAUUCAAUGUUUUUAAAUUUUUAUAGCACCGGUAACAAUGUGGUUUAUUGUAUCAGUCAAUACUCAUGUCUUGGUAUCAGAAGGUAUUGGAAAGAAAACAAUCAGAACCUCUCUAUGUACUGCGGGUCUAGAGCUGUGCUGCUUUAGCUGUCUUCUCUGUGUGGUAUUGGGAGUCUACAGUGAGAAUUUUUCAUGAGCCUGAAAUAAUGCCCAGAAGAGUUGAUUAUUGUCUUGAUUUUGAAAAGUCAACUCUCUUUUCCUGUCUGGCACCCAGUACGUAAUAUUUAAAGAGUAGGCACUGAUUAUUGGGCAGGACUCGCUUACAUCAACAGUGUGGGCUGUGGAAAUGUGAUUGAAAGAGAUAAGUGAAUUCCUAAAAGUGCAGGCAUUUCAUUGUUAAGAGGGCUGUGUUAUCGCUGAAAUAAUUAAUUUCAUUCAUUUAUGCACAGUCCAGUGGAGCAGAGGCAGCAGCUGGUGAACAUGUCUGCAUUUAAAGUGAGGUGCACCCACUCAGGCCUGGUAACAUUAAGAAGCACCAUGUCUUUAAAGUAACAGGAGGGAACUUUCAGAAGCAUAUAUCAGGCUGUUUCUGAUAGAUUUCCGCACAUAAUGACCCUGUUUAUUUUUGGCUCCUAACAGAUGUGUUGUUAUAAUUUGUGUCUUAUUGUUAUUGGGCCCUGACAGCUUUGAUGAGUCUCUAGAAGAACCCUUCUCCCUGCCCACCCCUCCAUUCAGCAGCUAUAAGUGAGUUGGGCCUCGAUGGCUCGCAAGGUCCUCAGUGCAGUAGUUCUCAUCCUUUGACCUUGUGAUUCCUGAAACAAAAAGUAAAUGGUAGAGGACACUUUGUUCAGUGUGGACAGCUCUUUGAAUUUUUCAUCCUGUUUUUAAAAUGACCUUUCAAGCAAUCUGUACGCUUCACGACAUUUCUUAGAAGAACUUUUUAUCUCUUAUUUAUUUAUUUAUUUUUGUGAUAAAUGCUGAUAUGACAGGAAAAAACAGAUAAGACAGCAUACUUUAUGUAUUUAUCAUUAUCCACCCAACCUUUUGAAUCAUUACCUGGGUCCCACAGAGGGUGAGAACUACUGUCUUAAGUGGAAAUCCUUGCUCUCCCAACACUAACCCAAGGAGUGGUGCAAUCCUGUUCUUUAAUCUCAUCGCUACAGUCAAUGUGAGCGAUCACAAAAAGCAAUCACAAACCCUGAAACCUCUGUUAGCAGACUGACAUGCUCCUAUUAACACUGACUGGGGCUGGUGUGAAUCUGGGUCUGUGCAUCUGUGAGUGUGUUUCCUUCCUGAUAGAAAAGGGGGUUUCCAGGCCGAAGCAGAGAGACGACUGCUAACCCCCACAGACACAAUCUUACACUUCUGCUUCCGGCACACUCCACACAGCUCCCUCACAGGCACAAAUCUAAACUUUUUUUCUCACACUAAUGCUCAAAAUUGCAUUAACCAAGUCGCCGGUAUGCACAGCUAAAUUGGACCCUGAAUAACCUGCAUGACCUGAUCUAGUUUUCAGGCAUCUGUUGCUGUCUGUGUUUUUUUUCAGUGUCUGUUUGUCUGCUUCUAUUAAUUGUCUCCGUACUCUCUGGUGCAGGAACAAAUCUCAGAAGAGUAAGUUUGAUGAGGAGCUGCACAAUGAGAUGACAACUACAAUAGAUGAGCUCAGCAGCAAGUAGGUGAUCACAUUUUAUGCAUUUAGUUUAUCUUUUGUAAGAACAAUGACUUGUGCUUUCAGGUUGUGAAAUGUACAGAACAGAAUAAAACAGUGAUUUUCAGUCUUUGUCCCUGGUCAGGCUUUUAUGUAGGAUAAAAUAUCCUGAAUACUAUAAAUGCAAUAAUACAACUACAGUGGAUAAUACAGUGAAUGGCUAGGUGACACGAAUAAAUAAACACUGCAGCAAAAUUUAGGUUAAACAACUACUCAAAUUAAAUUUACCACUAAACAUUAAUAAAGUGCUGACAGUGAUACUCACAAUUACAGAGAGAAGUCUAAGGCAACAAACGCUAUUAUAUUCAAUUUUUGUACACAAAGUCAUACUUGUUUUUUUUUUUAUAAAAAAUAUUUAAAUCUGUCCUUAAGCAUUCUCCUUGACAGAUCUUCUAGUUGCUUACAACAUGGUUAAACUCCUACCUCAGAUACAUUGUAUGGCACCAAAAGAAACCUUGUAAGCAUUUAAAUCUGCAGGAUUUCUGGAGUUCUGUGCAGGUGAAGUAAGGCCUCCAUAUCUACGUAUUUAACACUUUUCCAAAACUUCAUGUAUUUUAUUCCUUAUGGAUUUUAGAUAACAUGCUGCUUCACUAUAGAAACCUCUCUAAUGUUUUUUUUUUUUCAUCUGUGGUUUACAAUGGUAUAUUGUGGAAAUAAAUGGAAGAUUUUUUCAAGGUUUUUGAUUUGAAAUGAACAGAAACAUGAAACAUCAUCUAGCAGGAGGCAGCUCACAUUGUUUUUGUUAUAAUAAAUGAAUGCCAUCUUUAUUUUACGACACUGUCGCUGUAAAUUGAGACUCUCUCUUCAAAACACUGCAACUUUUUCAAGACAUUGUGUGAAGUGUUUAUUCAAAGACAGCAGUGUAGCAGCUGUAUUUACCCUAUGUGAUCAUGAACUGACUUCAGGAUUUGUAGAAACAGUUAAAAUAUACCAGAAAUAUGUAUUUUCUUUCUCCUUUCUCUCUUCAGUCUUUUCAUUCUUCCCUUUCUUCUUCUCUCACAGGCAGUGGUCAAAGUCUGAGGAGACUAGCAGCUUAGCUCUGUGGUUCCCAAAGAAAGAUCUAGAAAAACAGGUUAGUUCAACAAAAAGAUGCAUGUAUUAAAUAAAAAAUGUUGUAUCUGUACAUUUUCAUCUAUGCAUUUUGGUGUUGGAAAGAGGCUAAUGUGUUGCCUCUUCUUAGUACCGAGCUCUGGAUCUGCCAAUGUUCAAACACUACGUUGGCUGUGCCACCGUCAUCUUCCUCUGCAUUUUUGUGAUUCAGAUGUUCGUCACAAAGGAGUGAGUAUAAACACAUUUACAUUUUGUCAUUAAUAUCAGAAGAAACUCAACACUUUUGUCAUAGUGACAGCCUGAUGUUUUUUUCUUUUUGACCUUCAGUCGACAGAUGUUGGGGACAGUUUUCGGAGUCUUGGUUUGUGUGCUGCUGCUAACAAUGGCUAUCUGUUUUGCCAGCCAUUUACAGGUCAGUGUGUCUGGAGUCCCAUGUUAACUUUGCCAUUCUGAUAUUUGGGGAGCUGAAGUGCAUGUUUUCAGUCAGUGUGUCCCAGUUAAUGUUCAAACUUGUGGAAAGUGGAAAAAAAGACCUCAUAGGAAAGUAAACCUGUCAAAGCUUUUAAAACAGCCCACACUAAAUGUAGUUCAAUAUAAAAUUUCCACGUUGUAUAAUUCAGACCUGACCCUGAACUGAAUUACACAGGCAUGACUCACAUGGGUUUUUAACUGCAAAGUGGUUUUCAUGAAUUGAAUUUCUGUGCGCAGGAGAAAAAGAAAAUAAAGGUGAAAUUCUUGAAAGAUAAUCGUGUAUUUGUAGUAUGAAGAACAGACAGGAUGGAUGUCUGAAAGAAGAGGGGUCUACAGGAAAUAUUUCAGUGUUUAGUGAUGUGUUGUAACACCUUGAAAGCCCUGGAAUUGUUAUUUUUUAAUAAAAAAAAGGUUUCAAAUCUGGCUAUCACCUAUAGCCCAGAUUAAAGAGGUUAAUAAAUCGAAAGUUGACACAAAUAUAGUACAGAAGCAGGUGGCUUGUCAAUAAAGGAAGAAGGGAGGAUGUGUAUAGUUUACAUUCAUGUGUCACUGUGUCAGGACUGAUGCGACAAUGGAAACAUGUCAGUCUGUCUCUUGAAUUCAACAUGCUGUAGCUUUCUAUAGCCAACCUUGAACUUACAGGUGACUCCUGACACUGGGUCCUUAACAUGCAGUGUGUUCUCCUCUCAGACAGAUUCCUUCACUCAAAAUAGCCCACACUCAGUCACUUUCAUGUGAGGUCUGCAGGCUGUGAACAGCCACAUUCUCGCUCUCUUCAAACCCGUGUGAUUCCACCUCGCUUCAUCUUUCUCUUCGCUCCUCUUUAUCAUCUGCAGCGCCUGUUUCCAGAGAAGCUGUCGCGGUGCCAGUGGCUGCCAGCUGUGUCAGAGGCGGCGGUAAAGCGGCCAUGUGUGCGCCUCCCUCUGGCCACCAUCACCACUACCGUCAUCAUUGUGUUGGCUGUGUUCAACCUGGUAUGACGACACUCACAUGUUUAAGUGAUAAGAUAGGCUUAUGAUCGACUCUACGCUAUUCCUGGCAGUGUUACACUUCAUAGCUGCCGUGCCAGACUUCAUAACACGCUGUCCAGUGGUUGCCUGUCAGUCAGAUCUGUUUGAUCCCCCUGCAGUGCUUCGUCCAGACUCAUGUGACAGAAUGUUCCAGUGAUAAUGCCAACCUGUGUCCCACAAAUGGUUCCUGUGAGCAGGGAUUAAAGGAUGGUCUCUUCUGUCUGCCUGUGAGUGAUGGAUUUAUUUACCCUGAUCUAUAAUGAAAUGGCAUUUUUUUUAAUACCAUGCUGGAUUAAACGGCAUUUGCAAUUAUGUUCUUGUGUCUUACUAGAGUGCCAUAAAAACAUGAUGAGAGGAGCGGGAAUUUGUUGCAUUAUCUUGUUAUUUACCACAGAUGUUAUACUGUAUUUGGUGAUAUAUACUGUGAUUUUUGUAAAUAGAUAGUCGGUUGAAAUUUGUUCUAUUUUUGGACUUAAACUUAGCGGAAGUCUUUUAAAAAUGUCUCUUUGUGGUGUGUGUGAUUCAUCUCUUUUAAAACGUUCAGCCACACAGCAUGAUGUUGAAGAGAAUUUUAUGGGCACUCACAAGAACUAAAAGUUGUUUAUAGUUAUACAACAAAGUUUUCUCCAAAAAGUAAUCAAAUAUCUCUAAAAUGUAGUUACGAUGGACGCUAACAAGAUUUGUUGUUGCUGUUGUUUGACCCCAGUCUAACCUCAUUCUUCGCCUGUCUCUUUCAGUACUCUGUGUACUGCUGCAUCCUGUCACUCAUUGCGUGUGGGGUCUUCCUCCGGGUGAGCUUUGAACUCAAAGUACUCUUCCUCUUUGUGGCCUCUGCCGCAUACUACAGCAUCAUCUGCAGUAUCAGGAGGGAAUUGUUUGAGUGCUACAGAGAUGUCCUCUGCACUCAGAUUGAUGACAGCUGUAACUGCACCAGGUGGGACUGAACUUCAAGUAAAUCCGAGUUUAUCAGGGUUAAGCUGCCACUCUUAGCUUCUUUGAAUACAUUAAAUAUAUUGUCUUAAUGACAGUUUACUGGACACAUGUAAUUAGACCUAACUGUUAAUGUCUGCCCUGCAGCGGUGAGGAUGACCCACUCAGAUGUUUAGGGCUGGUGAAGCACCCUCAGGUGAUGAGCUGCAUGUAUAUCACCCUGUUCCUGGUCACUAUGCUCAUCAUCUCACAACAGGUAUUUACCCCUUGCCUUUCUGUAUAUGUUCAUGUUUUUCAAUUGUUUUCCUUCUCAUAGCCACAAGAUGUAAGAAAUACAGAAAGAUUCACAUUUGUGAGUGACUAAUGAGUCCAAUUCUCUCUUUAUUGAUCCACCCUAAUCUAAUUAUUCCUGUUCAGAUAUUUGUCUUACAUCAAUCGAAAGAUGUUAGAAAUGCUAGAAACAAAUCAAUCCCUCUCAGAUAAACACAGAAGGUUUUAAAACAUAUAUAUUUUUAAAUUAUUUCUUAUUUAGGACUCGUAAAGAUUUUUAUUUUCUGCCUCCUCCCCUCUCGAGCCUUCUGCCCAAAAAUGUCAAAGGGUAUCAUUUACAAGAGACUUUGUUUGAUUUAUAGUACCGUAUUUUCUGGACUAUAAGUCCCACUUUUUUUCAUAGUUUGGUUGGGUUAGCGACUUAUACUCAGGUGCGACUUAUGUGUAUUAAAACAUAUAAUUUCAUUUAUAAUUUGGUCUUGAAUUUUGUAAAAUAAAUUUCCCCCCAAAAAUGCAACUUAUACCAGUAUAUCUCUUUUCAUUUUCAUUAUGCAUUUUUUGGCUGGUGCGACCUAUAGUCCUGAAAAUAGGGUAAAUUAAGGAAUACCCUCUCAGUGUAUCCCAGUUUGGAGGUCAAGGAGGAAAGAAACGAGGCAAUAAAAUGAAUCUCCCGGUCUGCUGCGGUCUGACUAUGAUUUUUUUUUCCACUAGAAUGAAUCGUGCUUUCGCCAGGACUUCCUGUUGAAGUAUAAGAACCGCACAGAGCAGGACGAGAUUGAGACGAGGGAGAACCUCAACCGCCUGCUGCUGGAGAACGUGCUGCCAGCCCACGUGGCGGCACUGUUUGUUGGGGAGAAUAAAAAGAAUGAGGUGAGACUUUUAAUGACUUUUAAUGAUAGGAAAAUUAAUGAUACUUCAUCAUUAAUGACUCAUAGAGAAAGAAAAAACUAUAAUCGCAUCCAUUCACCGACAACUAAAAGACAAAUUACCAUGAAUUUCAAAAUUAUGACGUUGCAAAAUGUUGCCAAAGAUCAGGUCAUUUUUCUCAAAUCUAGGUCGGCAUUGAAGCACAUGAAAAAUAAGUAGACUCUUGACUUCCACCAAAAGACAACAAUGAAGAGGAUAUUUCUGUGUCUUUUGCAAACAUAUUAAAAACGCCAGUGCUGACUUACAAGGUCGUCACACUAUCUCUGACAUUACAGCCGUUUCUAUGUUUGGUGUUCCUGAUGUUUUGUCUUGACUGUUAUCAUGUGAAAAAUUCAGACUAAAAAGAUUGUGAACUUCUCUGAUGUUGCAAAAGCAUCAACCAAACAAACCCAGCCUCCACCUGAGGAACACGAUUACACGCUCUCUUUGUAUUUCCAUUGUUGUCUCUCUCCUCCUAGGACCUGUACUACAAGUCCUAUGACUGUGUGUGUGUGAUGUUUGCCUCAGUGCCGGAUUUCAAAGAGUUUUACACUGAGUGUGAUAUCAACAAGGAUGGACUGGAAUGCCUGAGGCUCCUGAAUGAGAUCAUCGCCGACUUUGACGAGGUCAGAAGACAAAGAGUGGAAAAACAAAAACUCUCCUUGUUUCUCGUCCCUCAAGUCUUUGUCAAGUACAUUAAUGUGGUACAUGAUGGAUACGUGUUUUGAGGCGUAGUAUGGUUUUGCUUAGGGAUGGGAAUUGAUACGAUUUUAUCAAUAUCGAUGCCAUUAUCGAUUCUGCUUAUUGACUCAAUUCUUUAACGAUUUCCUUAUCAAUGCCUUUCUUUGAUUUAAGAAAAGAGUAAACUAAAGGUUUUCACCGUUAACUCAAAAUUUUAUUGAGUCUCUGAUAACAGAAACAGAUGUAUGCCACCUUCAGUGAGAGAAUGAUAAUAAUCAAACAACAAUGCUAUUUGAUCAGUGUCUCUGGCAUGCACUGUGCUUAUGUUAACACAGGACAUACAUUAGUUUGACCAUAUUUUGAACCUCCAAAAACAGGACACUACUACGCGGGGCGGACUUGUGUGUGAAAUUUUGAGGUUUUUUUUUGUUCGGGUCGGGUGUUUUUGUGCACUUCUAACACUUUAGCUCGUUUCUGCCUACUUUUCAACCAUCCGCAUGUUUGUUCUCCGUCUAUGUUUCCGUUCGCGUAGACUGGCACUCACAAGACCAUUUUUCAAGGCACCCGGAAAAAAGGAAUGGUCAAGGGAAUCAUUAAGAUAAAAUGUAAAUGAUGUCGAUGGAUUAAACCAUUUGGAACCGAUUCUCGAUUCCCAUCCCUAGUUUUGCUAUGACUCAUGAUUAGGAAGUAGAGUUAAGAUCCUAAAGUGUGCAUGCAAACAGGAGUAAAUGAUAAGCAUAAUUAAAGGGGAGAUGAAUUCCUUCACAUCUCACACUCUUUUAAUUUCUCCCUCACUCCACAGCUGCUGUCCAAGCCGAAAUUCAGCGGUGUGGAGAAGAUCAAGACAAUUGGCAGCACCUACAUGGCUGCAGCAGGGCUCAGUGGGACUCCCGGUCAGGAGAACAAUCAGGUGGAGUAGCUCCUACGUCAGACCAGGUUCAGGCUUGGGCCAGAACGCCUGGGUUAAAUUAUUUUUUUGGCAAAGCAUAAACACACACACACUGAGCGUCCUUACAAGCAGGGAUCUGUCAUAAUGACGCUGAAUAAAAUGUUUGCCUCAGGACAGAGAGCGGCAGCAGGCGCAGAUCGGGAUCAUGGUUGAGUUUGCCAUCGCUCUGAUUGGCAAGUUGGACGGCAUCAACAGACAUUCCUUCAACAGCUUCAGGCUGCGUGUGGGUGAGUGCUCAGCUGCUUGGCAGCACCAGCAGGAACCUUUCAUUGAUGAAUACUGUGCUGAACCUUUUUCAGCUGACACAAUGGGUUUCCUUGGUUACACUGUGCAGGACAUAACUGACAUUUAUGAAUUGUUUUGUCAAGCUAUUUCAGAGCUAAUGUACUAAGAUCUGUGAUAAAAAAUAUAAAUCAAUAACUACAUACCAAAUCUUGUCAGGAUAAGAAAAGUGAUUCUGCAUCAAGGACUGUCUCCUUGUUACACGAUUUUACCAACUGAGUUCAUCCAGUACAUUUUUAUGAAGAAGGAGUCCUUUUCUGUGGCAGGUGUCGACAAACUUUUGUUUCUGCAGCCGGUGACAUGUUCUGAACUACAGCAGCGUUACACUUUUCUAAAUGACUUAAUGGUUUUCUUUAAAAUGUUUAAAAUAGAGCUGCGCCUUAAAAACACAGUGAGGCUAAACUGUUGUCCAACUAUUAUCCAAAACAUCCCUGCCACUGUGGCUUCAGGUGACAAUUACAGGACAAAGGUAAAUGCUUGAACAUUGUGGAACAGACACACAACAACAGGCUCAGGGAAAACUUAGCGUAUGACUGGACAGAGUAUGUUUGAUGUGUUGAAACUGUGUGGAUAGUGUGUGGCACUGUUUGAUAGGUGUACUCUUCUUAAGAAAGUUAUAUUUGUCCACAAAGGAAACUGAAACAGAUUAUCACACAAUUGAGACAAAAAACGCGUAAUUGCAGUCACAGUCACAGUGCUCUGUAUUCAUGUUUUAAGAUGCCAUUACUAUAUGCAAUAACCUGAUCACCCUCCUGCCCUUGUCUUCUUCCUCUCCGCAGGAUGUUUUUUGUUUUUCUGACUCACUCCGUGUUGAGGGUUUUGUCAGUGACUGUUGGUUUUAGUUAUUUGUGGUGUUUGAAAUGUGCGCUAACCCUCAUGCCCUCAGCUGCAUAAAGAGCUGUUUCUCUCCUACUCUGCUCUAUUCUGGACUCUUACAGAGUAUAAACGCUCGCUGCUUUUAUUUUGUGUUGCUCUUUUGCUAACUCUUAUUAAAUAUCAGUUUUUGGAGGCUGUGGACUUUAUGCAGUUUUCCCUCAUAUCCCACUAGAUCUAGUCUUAGAGGGGAAAAACCUGUCAAAAAAAAAGGACUAGCUCACUUUUGGUCCAAAAAUCAGCUGAAGAGGAAACAUGUUCAUAGACAUUGGUUUUCUGGUCUUGGUUUAACAAAAACACAAAUUAAGACAACGACUGGAAUGAAUGGAUGAAUGUACACUAGCGAUAAAAAAUUGAAAGUUCACGUUUUAUAAGCAAAGAGAUCAGAAUCAUAAAACACGGGACGAGAUGUUAAGCAGUCCAUCGUGUCAGUAGAUGAUAUACAAAGGUGACGUGGUACAUCUGGUGCAUUCUUAUAAAGCUUAUUCGGUACUCCGUUUGGUCCGGGUGCUGACGCAAUCCUUGCACGCUGUGCCGUAUACUCUAUCUCUUUCCAUUUUGGAGGACCAGGGGGAAUUCGGGAGGUUGGAUAGGUGGUAUAUCAUGCAGGAUGACUAUCUCCCCAUGUCUUUUUGUGUCCUGGUGGUCUUUUUCAAGAUGUCUCUCCAAGUCCUGCUCAGGAGUUUGUAACGUCCCACUUUUUCUCCUGAAUGAAGAGGUCUUUGACAAAUUUGAAGGGAUUUUUAUAGAAACGUGUUCUUGUACGUUCCUUCUUUUUGCAAAGUCUCCUCAUUCUCUCUGCUCUUCGCAAAGUUGUCAACCGACACUUGAUCUCUGUCUGGAGGAGUGAUAGUCCUUCUCUCUCUGCUUCAGACUUUCUUCCAUUGUUUUCUCAGCAUCCUUCUCUCUCUCUGACCAGCCUUUCCAUCUCUUGCUGCCUCCUGGACUUAGAUGAUCAUUGUAAAAGAUGAAGCGAUCAUGAUGAAGUGCAAAAUGUAAUGUUUGUGUCUACUGUCUAACAUUACCAACCAUAAGUUCAUGUUCAUACAGAGCGGAGUAAGGCUGUAGCAGAUGAAGUGUUGUGUUUUUUUAUUGAAGUGAAUUCAGAGAUAUUUAUGACGUUAGCUGUAAAAUAGAUGUUUCGCCAAGUACUCAAGCAUUUUGCAAUUGACUUAGACCUCUGUAAACAGGAUUUAGUAGAGCUCGAGCAUUUUAUGACAGUCAGGAAAUGUCCUUGAAGGAACCAACUGCAAACCAACAGAACUACGUUUUUAAUGGAAAAAUCCUUUUCAUCAUUUUUCCAUUCUGUUACCUAGUGAGCCUGUUUUUCUUCUUCUUCUUGAACCUGACGCCCUACAUCUCUACACUCCCUCACACUUUCUUUUUAUUUCCUACAAAUUAAGGUAGCACAAGUUAAAUACAGAGCGAACAUGUUGUUUUGUUUUACUCCCACAGGCAUUAAUCAUGGCCCAGUGAUAGCCGGGGUGAUCGGAGCGAGGAAACCUCAGUACGACAUCUGGGGGAACACGGUUAAUGUGGCCAGCAGGAUGGAGAGCACAGGGGAGCUGGGCAAGAUCCAGGUACGGACACAAACAGAAACAUGUUAUGUGAUGUUUUACAGUGUGAGACGUCUCAUUUAGGUCAGCUGUGUUUGUAUUGUACUUUAAAACAAACCUGGGUUGGCCAGACUAUUUUACAACAUAAAAAUACAACAGGGAGUGAUAACACACAAAACAUCACAAUGAAACAGUGAGAUCUCAAGAGAAGUUAAAAAAGCUCUGAUUUAAGGGGCUCAUGUGGGCCGUCUCUGUGUUAAAGAUCUCAAAACAGAUGUAAGCUGACUCUAGCUGUUUCAAUUUUCAUUACCCAAUGAAAACAGCAUCAGAAAACAAUUGACAUCAUCAGCCAGUCAUCAGAACUUUCCAUUGGCUCCUGUCCUGCUGAUAAACUUUAUUGCUGUUUCAUUCUUAGCUGUGGGUUCAAAGCUUGACUCUAAAUUCUGGCAGCCCUGUAGCCACUUCCAUCGACUGAAUUUGAAGCUAGAGAAAGAAGCUUUGUGAAAACAUUUGCAGAUCUGGGUGUAAAUCUAACUGUCGAUAACAUUUGAGACUUCCUCUGAGCUGCCGCGGUCUUUGUCUCCUCCCAGGUCACAGAGGAAACAACCGUGGUGCUGCAGAAGCUGGGCUACUCCUGCGAGUGUCGAGGAUUCAUAAAUGUGAAGGGGAAAGGGGAGCUGAAAACUUUCUUUGUGUGUACGGACAUGAGCAAGCAGCAGAGUAUGGGGCUGAGCUGA
Xyrichtys novacula (pearly razorfish) is the source of this 26890-nucleotide messenger RNA. The record is from the annotation of a GenBank genome assembly. Lineage: Eukaryota; Metazoa; Chordata; Actinopteri; Labriformes; Labridae.